Molecule: messenger RNA, 3580 nt
Organism: Salvia splendens (bonfire salvia)
Lineage: Eukaryota; Viridiplantae; Streptophyta; Magnoliopsida; Lamiales; Lamiaceae
Product: ADP-ribosylation factor GTPase-activating protein AGD3
Exons: 19
Coding region: 623-3112 (829 amino acids)
Cellular component (GO): cytoplasm
Molecular function (GO): protein binding; GTPase activator activity
Source: RefSeq, a predicted model, not a curated record
GUAGUAAAAUUUUCAGAAGCUGUCUGUGUGUUAUAUCAAAAUCAAAUGCUUCUAUUGUGAGGAGAUAGAAAUAACCAUAUUCCAAAAUUUUUAAAAUCCAACUAAUGACUGUAUUAAACUUUGAGUUUUCUGAUUCUUCAACAAAACAAAACAUUCAUCAAUUCCCAAGUUUCUCCAUUAACAGAAACAGAUAAUCUCUCUACCUCACUUGCUCUCCACUUUCCUUUCCCCUAGGGUUUGGGUUCCUCUUCUAGGGUUUUGUACCAACAUAAUGUUAAUUUUGUCUACUCCACUUUAGUCUUUAAUGGAAAAGUGUUAGAAAUUGGCAAAGAAAAAAACCGCAUUUUGUUUUUCAAGGAAAAGUAAAUUUCGAAUAAACUUAUAUCGAAGGAAUUAUUUUUUUACUUUCCCUAUAUUGUGUUCUCUAAGAGCUGAGAUUUGGAGGUAGAGCUGGAUCAAUGAGAUUCUGAAAUCGGCAUAAAUGAUAGUUAUUGUAGUGACGUCUUAAGCUCAAGGAGAGGUAAAGAUCCAUGUUGUCACCUCUCUAUGAAAGUCUGAUGAAAUUUAAUUUCGUCUAGAACCCAAAAAGGUAAAACAGAGCAGGAGAAUUGUGUCUGCAAACAUGCAUUUUGCUAAGCUUGAUGACUCUCCGAUGUUCCGUAAGCAGAUACAGACUUUGGAGGAAAGUGCUGACUCCUUGGGGGAAAGAUGUUUGAAGUUUUGCAAAGGAUGUCGAAGAUACACUGAAGGACUCGGUGAGGGAUAUGAUGGAGACAUAGCUUUCGCCAGUGCACUGGAAACCUUUGGUGGAGGCCAUAAUGACCCUAUUAGUGUUGCCUUUGGAGGUCCUGUUAUGACAAAAUUCACUAUUGCAUUGAGGGAAAUUGGGACAUACAAAGAAGUUCUUAGAUCUCAGGUUGAACACUUGCUAAAUGAUCGAUUGCUGCAGUUUGUAAAUUUAGAUUUGCAUGAUGUCAAGGAGGCACGCAAACGCUUUGACAAGGCUAGUCUUCUUUAUGACCAGGCUCGUGAGAAGUUUUUGUCAUUACGAAAAGGCACAAGAAGUGAUGUAGCAACUGUCCUGGAGGAGGAGCUCCAUUAUGCUCGGUCAACUUUUGAACAGGCGCGAUUUAAUCUGCUCACUGCUCUUUCAAAUGUUGAAGCAAAGAAAAGGUUUGAGUUCUUAGAAGCAGUUAGUGAAACAAUGGCUUCUCAUCUGCGCUAUUUCAAACAGGGAUAUGAGCUGUUGCAUCAGAUGGAACCAUAUAUUAACCAGGUCUCAACUUAUGCAAAACAGUCAAAAGAGAGAUCCAACUAUGAGCAAGCAGCUCUUAAUGAGAGAAUGCAAGAAUAUAAACGCCAGAUUGAUCGAGAGAGCCGGUGGUCCUCAAAUGGUUCAAAGGGAUCUCCGAAUGGAGAUGGAAUCCAAGCCAUUGGAAGGAGUUCGCAUAAGAUGAUAGAGGCUGUCAUGCAAUCUGCUGCAAGAGGAAAGGUCCAAACAAUUAGACAGGGUUACCUUUCGAAGCGAUCCUCAAACCUGAGGGGUGAUUGGAAAAGAAGGUUCUUUGUCCUUGAUAGCCGGGGUAUGCUGUACUAUUAUCGCAAAAGAAGCAGCAAACCUUCUGGCUCAGGCACUCAACUUGCUAAUCAAAGAAAUAGUUCGGAAUUGGGUUCUGGAUUGCUAAGUCGUUGGUUGUCUUCUCAUUAUCAUGGUGGGGUACACGAUGAGAAAUCUGUUGCUCAUCAUACAGUAAACUUGUUGACUUCAACAAUAAAAGUUGAUGCCGACCAAUCAGAUUUAAGAUUCUGCUUCAGAAUAAUAUCCCCAACAAAGAACUAUACACUCCAGGCAGAGAGUGCCCUGGAUCAAAUGGAUUGGAUUGAGAAAAUAACAGGGGUGAUAGCCUCAUUGUUGAGUUCUCAGACUCCUGAUAGGUGUUUACCCACUAGUCCAAUGGGAAGUGGACAUCAUCGGUCCACUAGUGAGAGUAGUUCAUUUGAAAGUGCCGACUUUGAUCAUGGAGCAAUUGAGGAGUACACAUCAGAGCGAUUUAACUCGUUACAGAUAGACCGUCCUCUGAGAAACUCACAACAGCAAAGAACUGGUGUAAAAACCGAGAAGCCAAUUUAUGUACUGCGAAAAGUCUGUGGUAAUGACAAAUGUGCUGAUUGUGGUGCUUCUGAACCAGAUUGGGCAUCCUUGAAUCUUGGCAUUCUUGUAUGCAUUGAAUGCUCUGGUGUUCACCGUAAUCUUGGUGUGCACAUAUCUAAGGUCAGGUCACUAACUCUCGAUGUUAAGGUCUGGGAGCCGUCUGUUUUAAAUCUAUUUCAGUCUCUGGGAAACACCUUUGCAAAUUCAAUAUGGGAGGAAUUACUGCAGUCAAAGGGUGUCUUCCAAGUCGAUCUUGGUCCGACAGGAUUGUACCAGAGUAAUAAGCCACAAAUGCUUUACUUCAGCAAGCCCAUUCCCGCAGAUUCAAUUUCUACAAAGGAGAAAUUUAUUCAUGCGAAGUAUGCGGAUAAAUUUUUUGUUCAGAAGGCCAUGGACCACCAGCCUCUAGCACAGCAGAUGUGGGAUGCUGUCCGUGCCAAUGAUAAGAAGGCUGUCUAUGGGCUCAUUGUCAACUCAGGAAUAGAUAUAAAUGCUAUUUAUGGGCAAGGAGCUAGUAGCUCGUCUCUCACCCUUGCCAAGGUAAUGCUGUUGCAAGAGCAGACUGCUCAUGAUCCGUACUCUGAUUGCUUGGAAGCUGGGAUGUUGCAUGAUACGUUUCCAAGUUCCAUAAACCCAGCGUGUACAAGCAAAGACAACAGUUCUGUUGAGGAUCUCGACGGAUGGUCCUUGCUUCACCUUGCUUGUGAAACUGCGGAUAUAGGAAUGAUAGAGCUUCUUCUGCAAUAUGGUGCAAACAUAAAUGCCACUGAUUCCAGGUCACACACACCCCUUCACCGGUGUAUCAUUAAAGGCAAAGCAGCAUUAGCAAAGCUUCUCCUAACAAGAGGAGCUGAUCCACGAGCUGUUGACUACCAAGGAAGAUCCUCACUCCAGCUUGCUGUAGAAUAUAGUUUUGAUGACACUGAGGUCCUUGCGAUUCUGUCGGAAUCACAUGGAUGAUGAUCUAAAUCAAGGAAAUAAGCAAGAUAUCUCUUAAGGAGUGAAGCAGGAAUGGUGGUGAUUGGGGGCGUUGGGAGUCAGUCUACUGUAAUUAUGUGUUGCUUUCUCAUAGAUGGAGAACGCCAUUCAUGAAUCCCGGGUUUCUGCGCAGGUAGCAUAUGCUUGUACAUCGAUCCUGAGGUUAAUUUUGCCAUUAUGAUUACUGGUGUAAUAUAUAAUGUUGGUUGAGUAAUUAUUAAUUAAAGUGGUGGGUUGUUGAGGGGGAUUUUGGUGUGUUGGUGUGUGUUUUGUACAUGCUAGUUAGGAUGGUGAGUUUUUUGUGUCGUGUCAUAACUUUUUGUGUAUACUCUGCCAGGAAUUUGAACAGGAGUUUUGCCUUGUCAAUUUCUCUUGCCUUCACUCCUUUUGUAUUAGGUGGUGCAUGUAAUUUUGAUGGUCCCUUUUUACAAUAUUUAUUUAUUUAAUUCA